Molecule: messenger RNA, 2187 nt
Organism: Verticillium alfalfae VaMs.102
Lineage: Eukaryota; Fungi; Ascomycota; Sordariomycetes; Glomerellales; Plectosphaerellaceae
Exons: 3
Coding region: 1-2187 (728 amino acids)
Source: RefSeq, a predicted model, not a curated record
AUGAAUUUCCAAGACCUGACAUUCGACUUUAUCGAUCGACAGCGUCCCCAACCGCCUCAAUUCUGGUCCCCCAAGACCCCUUCUGAGCAGUCAGAGGCCACCAUUCGGCCGCAUGGCGACAGGUCACGCGGCGGCGAUGACCUGACGAGCGACUCCGGUCACGUUUCUCUCUCACCUCAGGCUCCGGCCAUCUUCCACGCCCCGUCACCGCCAGGACACUCUGAAUCCGACUCGACCAUCACCGAGAGCUACGGUCCUAGCCGUCUGUUCGCACAGUUCGGAAACCCGCUACGUGACAUUCGUCGGCACCCAGACGAACCACUGAUCGACAAUCGCCCGGAUCCGCGUCCACCUCGACGAAUCGACUCCGAGUCGACAGUCCACAUCCAAUCUCAAACGACAGUACGCUUCAACGAAGCACAGCUAGCCAUGGACGAGGUCGCCAACCGCGCACGCGCCAAGGGCUUUCGCGAUGACAUGACCAUUGCCGUCAAUGGUUCAAUCACGCCCGGCGUCGAUGAUGGACCAUUUAUCAACUAUGCCCUUGGCGCCCUCACUCAAGAGUCAUGGCCUAGGCACUCUGCCACGUCAGAUGCCACAGCGACCACCCGAGGCGAUGCCGGCGCCUCGUGGCAGAACGAGCUCCCUAAUGAUUAUGACGAAUACUCUGAUGAUGAUUACGCGGUACCCAAGAGGCGUUCAAGCAAGGCACGCAAUCUGGUGCCAUCUCUCGCUCCUGUGCCUUCGGUUUACACGCGCAACUCCGUGCGCCACAGCGCGGUAUCACAGUCGCAAGACGAGAACGAGGAGUUCGGUGCCACUCCCAUAAGACUCGAAGCCUACAACACGACACGACCUCUCUCACAGCCGAGGUCAACGACUUCUUCACGCUUCAUUGGAGAGGACGAACCCAAACAGUUGGGCUCCAACCGUUGGAUACCGAUCAGUGAAGUCCACCCGACCCGACGGGAAGGCCUGCCCAAGCUUGAUAUUAUCGAUCCCCUGAGAAUCAACUAUCCCGAAAUCACCUAUGUCCCACGAAUUUUACGACUACCCUCAAUGACCACCAUGAUGGCAUUAUGCAUUAUUAUGAUUGUCAUGCUCGUCACGUCCGCCAUUCUGACAACGAUACGACCUGGCUUGAUGACGUUGCACUAUGGCGUUGACGAUAUCAACCACGGACAGUACUUUCUGUUCCGUGUACUGCCACAACUACUGGCCGCCGUCGUGUUCGUCUACGCACAAUGCAUCAUGACAACCACGAUUCGAAUUCUGCCGUUCCAACGCAUGACGAAUGAUGAAUCUGAAAGAGACGCGAUGCAUAUUCUCCUUGCCCACCUCCACCUCAAGAAAUUCAUGAAAGCCCCGCUGACACAGCCGACUAAGCCGGAUGUCUUUAUUGCUACCAUGCCUACCAGCAACCUGAACAUAACGUUGUUGAGCAGGAUCACGGGUCUCUUGUGGGAUCCGCGGUCUAUCGCCGACGUUGCGCACAUGAUGUACAAGUCGAACACUCUUGACGACUAUGAGAGAACCGAGAUGAUCAGGGACAGGAAGGCGAUGCAAUCCAUUCUUUGCAACCGCCGCGUCGACCGGCUGGGCUAUUGGCAGAUGGAAGGCCCCGACGUGACGCCGUGGUACGGUAUCGGAAUCGACAAUCAUAUCUCUGGCAGGAGAGGACGGAACGACGUGGAGGACAUGCCACAAGACGAUAUUCGCCAACGCGAGUCUAUGAACUCACUGACAAUGUCCCUGGUUUCGGGGGUGGACGACAAGAUUCGGAAACAAUACCUACCCUGGUUCCUGCGAGACGGACAGAUGAUUGGCUUUGCUGUGAUCAGCACGCUCCUUCUGGUGGCCCUGAUCGUUGUCUCCUUCACGCAGGGAGCUAGCUGGAUGCGAGGCUUCCGCCCCGGUCACUUGUCUGUCUAUCCCGCAGAGGGCAAUUUUUCAGCGGCCAACUUCCUCUUCAGCUUCAUUCCGAGUCUGCUUGGCGUGCUCCUGUACUUGUUCCUCCAGUCUCUGGACAUGUCACUCCGCACUACGCAACCGUGGGCAGAGCUGAAUAGCGCCUUGGGUUCGCCAGCCGGUCGAUCCGUGCUCUUGGAUUACGCCGCUUGCCACCCGUUUCAGGCCACCCUCCAUGCUGCGAGGAACAAACAUUGCGCGUUGCCGCCGUCUCACUGA